Acaulospora morrowiae is the source of this 530-nucleotide messenger RNA. The record is from the annotation of a GenBank genome assembly. NCBI's taxonomy places the organism in Eukaryota, Fungi, Glomeromycota, Glomeromycetes, Diversisporales, Acaulosporaceae.
AUGAAAAACAACGAUGAUAGCGAUGUCGCUUCAUCACCCCCGAAUAUCGCCGAAGAAAUUGACUUUAAUCUGGUCUACGCCUUGUACGCCUUUGAUUCAGCGGACAAAAAGGCAGCUAUUGUGGAUCAAGGCGAACCACUUACCCUGUUAGAUGAUUCUCAUAUCGAUUGGUGGAAGGUUAAAGUUUUAAAGAAUAAUAAAAUUGGUUACAUACCAGCCGACUAUGUUGAGUUUCCUUACGAAAAGUUAGCCAGAUUAAACCGACAUCGGAAUGUUAAUGUUGCUUCGUCGCAAAAUCUCACCGAACAAGAUCAUUUGGAUUUAAUGAAUAAAUCAAAAAAUGCCGGUGAAAAGCAAACAAGAGAAGUUAAAUUUAAAUCGCCGGAAAUUUUUGUCUUCACGGUAGAAUAUGAGGAAGAAGAGGAAGAGGAAGGAAUGGAAAUUGUAGAAGAGAUAACAGACUCAAGCGACUCCAAAGAGCCAAUUGAUAAAGUCGAAGAAGAGUCCUUCGAAGAGUCCUUCGAAGAACA